Bactrocera dorsalis (oriental fruit fly) is the source of this 6874-nucleotide messenger RNA. RefSeq names its product GTPase-activating protein (gene RasGAP1). NCBI's taxonomy places the organism in Eukaryota, Metazoa, Arthropoda, Insecta, Diptera, Tephritidae. The transcript is spliced from 6 exons. Gene Ontology annotation, biological process: intracellular signal transduction; regulation of GTPase activity. The record is from RefSeq and is a predicted model, not a curated record. The coding region runs from base 530 to 3673 and encodes 1047 amino acids.
GUAAACGCAAAAUAGUAGCAAAGAAAUCGUCAAUCGUACUGGUUGUUCAUCCGGUAGUGUCGCAGCUCGUAAUUCUUGUGCACACUUGUAUUAGCUGCUUUUUCACUGCGGGUAUACGCUUUGCGGUUGAAUGAAACUUGUGCAGCACCAAAGUUCCCCGCCGACUCCGAUUUCGUCGUUUUGCUUGUACGUACAUACAAACAGAUGUGUAUUUUCUGGUUCUAUGUGAAAAGUAGACCACACUGCAGACACCGGAAGUGAUAUUUUUUUAUUGACAAAAUCGAAUUUCUUCAAAUGAAAAGUAUAAAAAGUGUUCGCAAGUAAUGUGGACCAAGAAGCUACGAGCAGUUAUUUUAAUUCAAAUGUUUUAAAUCAAAUUAUAUCGCUUAUUUCAACAAAUUGUGUUAUCCGCUCGUGUUAUUAAUGCAUUAAAUAAAUAAAAACAACGGCAACACUAAAGCACUAAAGUGUAGUGAAAUUUCCCUCGUGUAACGAACACGAUAUUGUACGGAACUGGAGAAUUAACGGAAUGCAUCUGAAAAAGAAAUACGAGGAAAGAGACGACCACAGUAUGGAACAUACAAGCAUUAGUUAUGGAUCCAACAUGGCCGAUAAUACACGCGAAGUACGAAUUGAAGAGCAAUUAAAAGUGAAAAUUGGAGAAGCUAAGAACCUGAGCAGUCGCAAUGCGGCGAACACCAGUUGCAGCACACAAGGCGUACGCGAUGUUUACUGCACAAUCGCACUUGAUCAGGAAGAAAUUUGUCGCACGCCCACCAUCGAACGCACAUUGGCGCCGUUUUUUGGCGAGGAGUAUCAGUUCAAAAUACCACGACGCUUCCGGUAUCUCUCCAUAUAUGUGUGGGAUCGUGAUCGACAUAUGAAACAAGACAAACCAAUUGGCAAAAUAGCGAUUAAACGCGAAGAACUGCAUAUGUACAAUCACAAGGAUAAUUGGUUUGCAUUGCGACCGGUUGAUUCGGAUUCCGAGGUGCAGGGUAUGGCUCACAUUGAGGUGCAAUAUGAUGAGUUGCCAGUACAUGAGCAACGUAUAAACCUAAUACGACCUAGCGAUUAUGAUCGCAGUGACAUUAUCGAAGAUAUUAGCCAUCAUCAUCACCAGCAUCAGGCGCAUCUGAAUGAUUACAAAGAGAAUAGUGAACUGAGUAAUAUACAACGUGGUUCCCUAAAAUCACCUGGCCUAUUCGGCACGCAUAACGAGCACAGCACGAAUUGGAAGAAUGUGAUGCCUAUGCGUUUUGCACGUGUUGCGGUCCGUUGUUUGGAAUGUGUUGAUUUGGCUAAAAAGAAUGGCACUUGUGAUCCGUAUGUUAUAUUUACUGCGACUUAUGCGAACAAACGGCAAGUGACGAGACGCACAAAAGUGCGUGAGAAAACCGUUAAUCCGGAAUUCGAUGAGACGGUGUACUUUCUUCACCGUAUAGAUGCUGAUAAUUCGACAACCAAGUCGAUUUCCUCACAUCAUGAUGCCAGUACAACGAACUCCAAUAAGGGUUAUACAAUUUAUCCGCUCGACGGUGCUGAACUCUGUGAGAUUUCCGUUGCUUUGUGGCACAAUUCUGCGGGCAUGGCCGAUAAAGUGUUCCUCGGUGAAGUAAAAAUACCCAUUUCAAGUAAGCAACAACAAAUCGUCGCCCAACAAUCAGCGUGGUAUUUUUUACAACCACGCUCCGCCAGUGCAACGAAUCGUUCAUUAUCGUCCACACCGCGUUCAUGUGCUACCCCACCUGGUACACGACUCAGUUGCGACAGCACGAUCGGUACGUUACGCCUCAAAUUACUUUAUACUGCUGAUCAUGUCUUCCCGCUGGCAACCUACGAUGACCUAAUGAACCUGCUAUUGGAGUCGGUCGACCAACGACCUAUCACUGUGUCCGCCGUCUCUAUACUAGGUGAGCUAGUGUCGUGUAAGACGGAUAUGGCGCAACCAUUGGUGAGACUCUUCACGCACACCGGCCGCAUUGCAUCGAUUAUCAAAGCUUUGGCUGACUAUGAAAUAUCCAACCUUACUGAUCCAACGACAAUUUUUCGCGGUAAUACGCUUGUUUCGAAGAUGAUGGACGAAGCUAUGCGACUAUCUGGACUGCCUUAUCUACAUCAAACACUGCGACCGGUGCUCGCCCAAAUAUUGGCGGAGAAGAAACCCUGCGAAAUAGAUCCAUCCAAAGUUAAGGAUCGGUCAGCAGUCGAUACAAAUUUAAAUCACCUGCAAGUUUAUGUUGAACGUGUAUUCGAUGCAAUUACGAAAAGUGCGGAGCGCUGUCCGAAGGUGCUCUGUCAGAUAUUUCACGAUUUGCGCGAAUGUGCUGGCCGACAUUUCCCACGUAAUCAUGAAGUGCGAUACUCAGUUGUAUCCGGUUUCAUAUUUUUACGUUUCUUUGCACCAGCCAUACUGGGUCCAAAGUUGUUCGAUUUAACGUCAGAACCACUUGAUCACCAAACGAAUCGUACGUUAACACUCAUUUCGAAAACGAUACAAUCACUUGGGAAUUUGGUGAGCUCACGUUCUUCACAGCAGCCAAACAAGGAAGAGUACACCGGUCAGCUGUAUAAGCGUUUCUACACGGAGAAGCAUGUGACGGCAGUUAAGCACUUCUUGGAGGUGAUUUCCACACCAGGCGAGGAUUGUCGACUGCAAGGAGAUGCAGCCAAUAUAUUGUUGCCAGUUGUGUGCCCUGCAGAUGGUACACUCGAACCAGUAUUACUUAAAGAGGGGAUGAUGACGAAAUAUCCACAGGGCCGUAAACGUUUCGGUCGUAGGCGUUUCAAGCAGCGUUACUUUCGUCUAACCACAAAAACCCUCAGCUAUGCCAAAUCAAAGGGCAAACAACCCAUCUGUGAUAUACCAUUGUCGGAGAUUGAGCGCGUCGAGCAGCUGAAUGAGAAGAGUUUUAAAAUGCAAAACUGUUUUAAGAUCAUACGUAAAGAGCGUUCGCUUAUUAUCCAGGCAACAAAUUGUGUGGAGGAGCGUGAAUGGGUCGAUUUGUUGCACAAGAUCUGCCUUACCAAUUCCAUCCGCAUGCAGUAUUUCCAUCCGUCCGCCUUUGUGAACGGCAUAUAUAGUUGUUGUUCGCGUUCGGACGAGAACGCGCCCGGCUGUCGCACUGUCUCCGCCGAAGCGAUCAAUUACUUUCAAAUGGAUCUUGUCACCUCACUCGAUCCUGCGCUUGAUCUACAACGCAUACACACGUUAAUUAUGUCACAUAUGACACAAUUGGUGGCACCGCUUGAUCCCAUUGCCUUUCAUCAUUUGCAGCAGGGCCACAAUCCACUUGCGCCCACCGCUUUGGCAUUGCAACAACAAUCGCCAGCCGCUUAUGUGGAAUUUAAAAACACAAUCGAACAACUGCGCAAAGUGGCAUACGCCAUCGAUCGCGAUCAUCGCAACUACAAAGCUGGCAUAGCGCGUGAGCUGAAGUACGGUAGUCGACAAGCGCCAAUUGGUGAUGACAACUAUUUGCAUAUGAUGCAUGCGGCCGGUCACUUCAAUUUACAACAACAUCAGCAGCAGCAGCAUCAACAACAACAACAACACCAGCAGCACCAACAACAAGUCGUAUUGCACACACAGCAGCCAGAGCAGCAGCAGCAACAACCGCAAGUUUUGCCACAAAUGCAACACGUGCGCGCAUAUCCGUACCAGCUAAAAUAGCUGAUGCAAUGGAAAAUGUGGCGCGUUGCACCGACUUUUCAGUGUUAGUAAAUAGGAGUAUGUAGUUUUAAUAUACCUAUGAGUAGUAGAAGAUAGACAAGAAGCGCUUCGCUUGGGACGUUAUGUACCUAAACACUUGAAAAGCAAUAGGUACUUACUUACCAAACAAAUUUAUUUAUGUAAAAUGGCAGCUAUAAGUGGGCAUGACGCUCAUUUCUUUUUUUUACCUAUGAAACUCAAUUCGUAAUGCGUCUGAUAAUCGUUAUAGUGUGCUGAUUUGGACAGAAGCCCACAAAGGUGUGCUGUUACAAGUUAUAGCGUAUAACUUAACCACUUCCCAGAAAUGUAACAUAAAUAUCAAGCAACCAAUACUACAAGCAAAAGUUCAAAUUCUGUAUAAAAAAUUAUGUUCUAAAUAUUUUUAUUAUAUAUAUAUAUACAUAUUUACGUAAAUCUAUUUAACAAAUACUUACUUUGUACGAAUUAUUAUUAAUAUACUAAAAUAUUCGCAUUCGUAUACGCAUGCGUAUGUACGUGUGAGACUAUUUAUUUUAUACAACGCUAUUAUAUAAAUAUAUACUUACUUAUUAUUACAUAAUUGUAUACAAAUUUUAAGUGAAAUUAGGCAAGAGUAUGCAACUACAAGCGUUAGUUCUAAAUUAAACGCUUUGUAGUCUGUUUGUAGAUAUACUUAUAUAUAUAGAAAUAUUUACAUAAGCUUGUACUACUUAUACGAGUACGUAGUAUAUAACUGGAUUUAUUUAUAAACUUAAAUUAGAAACUCUGGCUUAACAUACACUUUGCACCUCAAUUCACAGAGGUCAGCAGUGCAUAGUUGAAACAGAUAAGAAAUGAACUCCAAUUUACUGCAUUAUAUGCAAUGCUCCAAGCUAAAAAAAAAAAUAAAAUUUGUUCUGAAAAAAGGCUUUUGUAUAGUAACUGUUGAACUAGGAGAAAUCGAUAACUGUAAUGUAACAAUUAGUAACUGAAAUUAUACAAAUCCUUUAUACAAGCGUGUAGGGAAAUUGUAUAACAGACCAGAAUUAAUUAAUUAUAAACUAACUUAAUGAAGUUAAAGAAAGAACAGCACUAAACACUGCAACAACUCAACACAUAAGAUUCUGCAAAUAAGCUUUACUUUUCAGUGUUUAUUUUCAAAAAAAAAUGAAGGUUAAAUGUUGAACGAAUUUUUAUACAACGCUGUUAUACUAGAAUUCGAAUUAUAAAGAAUGUAUUGUAAAUUAAUUGUAACUUUAUUAUUAAAGAAAUUUGUUAUUUAUUUCCAACGUUUCUAAAUUAUUACUUACUUCAUUAUUUAAUGUUACUUGUUUCAAAUAUGAACAGUAUAUGUUAACACCAUGAAUUAUCAUAAAUUGUUAUUGGCCAGCAUAAACGUUUCCAUUAUAUACUGUAUAUACAUAUAUUUUAUACAGAGACAUUUAGUUAUAUGUUUAAAGACUGAAUGGUUGCAAGUGUCAAUGCACAUUAUAAAAAAAUAAAAAAAAAUGUGAAUGCUUAUUUGCAGAAAGUAAUCCGUAUGUGGAAUAGCAACAGGUUUCUAUAACUUUUUCGCACAUUUCAUAUUUCACUUAAUUUUUAAUACUAAAUCCUACAUCCAAACAAGCUCAUUUCAUUUACAUACAUAUUUUCAACGAAAAAAAAUCAACACCUACAUAUAAUUUAUUUUGUCGCUUACUUGCAUUUGAAAUUAAACUCCAGUUAACUUGUUGCUGUUCGUUGUACUUCCAAUGAAAAAUAAUACGUAGCUUCGCGUAAAUUUUCUUCACUUUAUUAAGGUCCUUUGAAAAACACUGUCUUCCCAUUUGUGUCUUCGCAUCGUAAUUUUUUUAUUUUCCAUACAACGAUUUUUUUUGUGCUUUUACCGUUUUCAUUCGUACUAAAGCAUUCCAUUCAUGCUGCAUACUUCCGUUUUCGUGGAAUACAAACUUACAUACAUAAUUGAAGAGUUAAAUAUAUGCAUAUUCAAUUGUAAAUUUUAAUUUCGCUUAAUUAUUUUUAAGAUUGUAUAUAUAUUAAUGCGAAACCUACACAGUAAAAAUCAUCAAUGUCGCAUUUACUAUUAACAUUGACAACGAUUACAUACACACACAAACAUACAUGCAUACGAAUAUUGCAUAAUUAGUGUAAGGAAAGAGCGCCAUAAAUUAGCGUUUAUAACAUAUAAUUGUAUUUAAAUGAAUACUUAAGCAUUUCUCGAUUAAUCACUUGUUCGUUUCAUGAAAAAACUUUUAGCAUUAAGUUACUCGUUUAUUAUUUAAUUAUUUGAAUUAGUUAAUUUUUGUCUAAUUACUUUCAGUUCAUGUAAAUUAUUACCGAAUUAGCAAGUUUUGCUUUUUACUAUUACAAUUAUAAUUAUAAUUAAAUAUCCAUUAUUAUUAUUAUUAUAUUAUUGAAGCAACGUUUUGUAUUAAUUUAAAAUAUGUUUAAGUUUGUAAUCGGUACAAAAUUUUUUUUAUUAAAGAAACUUCCAACUUGGCAUUUAUGACUAGUAAGAACGAAAACACAUUUUGUUUUAUUUUCAACAUAAAUCAUUACUAAGACUAUUAAAGUGCAUUUGGCUUACAUCCCCAGGCCUUACUUUAUAUACAAAUUACUUAUUUUGAGAAAUGAGCUAUUUUUUCUCAAUUCUUUAUGUAAUAGACUCAUUGUGAUUCCAUCUUAUAUGAAAAAAUACGCCAGUUAUAUAAGGUUGUUUUAGUGGAAAACGUGCUUCUGCUUACAAAAAUAUUUUUUAAUACAUAAUGCCAAAUACUCUUUUUUAUGUUUUUUUAUGGUUGUUUUACUAUCUAUUCGUAUUAGUUACCACUCUAAAGCACACAUUUUUAUUGGCUGGCUGGUUUGAAAAAUGUAUUUUUGAAUCACACCUAACAGCAACCUUAUAUAAUUGCAUCAUGAAUACACUAAACAUUUCGUAAAAUGUAAAUUAAAAACCCAUAUACCUACAUACCUAGUAUAGACAUAUAAAAAAGCAAUUUCUGAGUGGUAAUCGUUAUAGACAAUUAGAAAAAGUCUACAUGGGCUCUAGUAGUUUUUACAAGUAAGCCUCCCUUUACAAAAAAAUAAUGCAUAGCAAAAAAUUAGUGAAAAUUUGCAAAACAAUCGAUACAAAAUGCAAACUAUUUCUUAAACUAGCUGCAAGAAAUUAGAUUUAUUGGAGAAAAUAAAUGCAUAAAAUGUGUA